UAAAUUUAUCACCAUUAAGUUUGUUUCACCAAUGUUAAGAUUUUCCUCUUUAUAGUGCAACAUUGUUACAAGCAUAAACACAGGCCAUAAACAGAUAAGUAUGGACAAAAGAAUACGAACAUGUAAAAAUGUACGAAAGCAAGAUAUUUGAUUCCUUUAACUGUUAGUCCUAUUUGUAAUUGUCAAACUACCAGUAUCAGUGUUAUAAUGGGGUGGCCUAUGAAGGGACAGUAAUAGAGGGACAUAACACCUGUAUCAAUGGACAAUAAUCCUUAGUAAGGGCCAGAUGUGUAUAAGGCAGUGUCAGUAUGAUGGAUAAAUGCCCUCUUAUGUAUCAGCAGCUGUAGGAGGCACCAGGUAACGUGUGAUGUCUGUAUUUAGUUCAUGUCCUGUUAUAAAGUUGUGGCUAUAAAUUGUGUGGUGAGUUGUGAUGUCAGUUUGUCCUGUGUCGUGAAUAAACACUGCCUCCAAUUUUAAGGUGUCCAUGAGUACCCAACAACCCCGCAACCCUGGGGGUCCUAUCAUUGAGGCCUCCCCAGACCCGGAGGAGUACAACCGCGCCCUCAAGAUCAUUCUUGGCACAGUCGUUGGUGUGAUUGGUAUUGUGGGCCUGAUAGCCUUGUUUUUCCUGUUAUUCAAGUUCUGGAGGAGGCGCCAGGAUCCCCACCAUGGGACUAUUGGACGUGAACGAGCUGCCAGUCUGCGGUCCAUCUCUAUCGAUAUCAGCAACAAGCAGCUGCCAGGCGUGCUGGUGCUGUACUCCUACGACUGCCCCAUGCAUGAGAAGGUGGUCCAGUCACUCGCGGGUUUCCUCAUGGAGGUGUGCUGCUGUAAUGUUGUGCUGGACCUGUUUGAGGAACAGAUCAUCCAUGAGAGAGGUCUGGAUGACUGGUUGAUAGAACGGCUACAGGAAGUUGACUACAUCAUGGUUGUGUGCUCCGUUGGUGCUCGAUUAAGGUGCUCGAAGAAGCGUGUGCGAUUUAAAAGCGAGGCUAGCCGAACGUUGCCAGAUUACUUUGCUGUUGCUGUGGAUUAUGUCGGUGAGAAGAUGCGAGUUGAGAGGGGGAAGGGAUUGCCGAUGUCGAAGUUCAUCACUGCGUUCAUGGAUUACUCUAUGUCUAGUGAUAUUCCUCCGCAACUUGAAACUGGGACCAAGUUCUGUCUCAUGAAGGACCUGAAUAAACUGUAUAACCAUUUGCAUGGCCUGGAGCCCGAUGAUAACAAGUUCGAGGCCACCUACCCAGGGGUGUCUGAGAGUAAUUACCAUAAGUCAGAGGUUGGUGCUGAACUGUACGUGGCAAUAGAACAAGCCAAGGAUUACUUUCAGAGCAGCCCCAACUGGGUAGAGGACAGAUUACAGCAGGCGGCACCAACACAGAUUAAGUCAAAGUCUCGCCACAGACGCCACAACUCACAAGAACAACCUUUACUGGACCCAACCUGCACAGAACAUGUGACACCUUCUAUUACUAACUGUGUGGAUGCAGCUGUUGAGGUGCACACACUUCCGCGAAGAUCUAGUGGGAAAGAUACUGGACAGGUGAACCUAUUUUUGUAUAGCCGCCAGAACUCCCUGCCCUCAUCAUUGAGUAGCCGCCUCACUGUUCACACGUCAUCGAACCAAGUGAAUGUGUCUAAGAGUUACGACAGCUUCCGAAACACUGAGAAGUUCCGUGAUUCUGACUCAAUAGCAUGUGUGCUCUGUGGAAAACACUCCCAUCCUGAUGGCAGGCUGUCGUGUAAAGGACACAAGUCUGAGCAGUCGGACAUAGAAGUGGAUCAGGAAUACAGCCAGUCAAAGAACAAAAGUAAAUCGAUGCCCACUGUGUGUGGGAACAGCCUGAAUGGAUCCCAGACCGUGCUACACGCCGAGGUUCACAAGGACUGGGACUCUGCUGGUAGAGUGUCUCCAAUGUCUGACUUGCAGGAAACUGAUUCCACUGGAUCAGACACCUUGGAGAGAGACCUUCGGUCCAUCACCAUGCCUCCAACAUUUGACAAUGUACAUUAUUCGACAUCAGCAUAUCUUCUGAGCGAACUUGUUCCUCUGAGAAGCCUGUCCUCCUCUGCUCUGGUGGUGUCCAACUCGGACCAUCGUAUCCGGCCUGUGCCGACACUUCAGCCAGUGGAACUCGGACAGAGUGACGAGUCCAAUGGGAAUGGUUUCUCACUUGGUCCAGUCAUCAACUUAAACCAUGUCUGAUUAGGGCCCAGUAGUGCUUCACAUUGCCCAACUCAGGGUUUGACAUAUGUAUUAUUUUCAGCCAUGAGGACAAUGUCUACAGAAACGUCACUUGUCCCACAGAAAAUUAUUAGACAACAAAAUCAUCCGUCUUGAACAAUAUUACUUAUCUUUCACAUAUUUGAAUGUGUUAAAAUAUUUUACUUAUAGCUGAACUUUCACACAAGGAUAAGCAUUCUAUAAGUUCCUCUAGCCACCCAAACCACCUCAAGUUGAAAUUACUGGAUGGGUCCUGAUUAAUUUUUGCUGGAAUUGUCUAGAUGGCCAGUGUAUUUGUUAUAGUGUGCAACUGUAUAUUUAUGUAAUGUUAAUCAUGUUAAUCAAAGAAUAUUUUCCGCUGAUUGAAACUCAGCCCUUGAACCUGGAGAGGACGUAGUUGGUAACCAUGGUAAUAAUGUGAUUGUAAUUUGCCCUGAUUAGUAUAAUGCUUUCACCAACAUGAGGAGAUGGGGGAUAAUCUCCCAUAUAAUCAUGUCAUAGAAUAUAUUUCUUAUCUAACCAUGCUAACCAACAAUAGGAAUAAGAUAUAGCUCUGAAAAUCUGUAAUUUCAUUCAAAUACUGUGUUAUGGCUAAUUGUCAGAAGUUCAUUGGCUCUAUGGACAACCAGAAUAACCUCAGCUGAAGUACAAUGUGAAACACAAUUGAGAAAUAGUGCACUUGCAUCGUCCUCAGUGCAAAUCAAAUAGGGCCAGAUUGUGAUAUUUAGUUUCAUGAUUCUCCACUGAUCCUUGUACUGAGUGUACAAUUACUUCACCUAAGAUCCACGAAUAAUCGUCUGUUUUUCUUAUUUUUCAUGUUAUUUUCCCAGACCCAGUGUGUUCUACCAAUUUAGUCCUCCCUUGUUUGUACAUAUAAUAUCAGUUCCUUCGAUUUCAAACUUAUUAAGCUCAUGUUUUUAUGUGUGAGUAUUGGACGUCAGAUUAUUUGUCAUGUAAACACAUGUUGAGAAAAAACAAGUAGAGAGAUAUAUUGAACAUGUUGAAUACAGAUCGUAAUCCCCCACAAACAAGCUUUGUGAGUCGGUGUAUCAGAAAGUAUUACUUUUUUCACACAUGUUGACCAUUUGGACAUGUUGGUGCAAUGGUACAUUUUGGUAUGUAAUAUUUUCAAUUUUUUAGGAACAGGAUUGAUGGAUUGGUUUUAAUAACUUUGUAUUAAGAUUGCUUUCAUGUCAUGAUUUUUGGCAUUUUCAAGAUCAAACUUAAGCAUGUUAAGAUGUGAGAUUGAACUAAUUAAUUCAAAGAAAGGGAAACAUAAUCACAUUAUGAACAUUAUUUCAGAAUUUCCGUAUAUUUUGGUCCAAAACAUCUCCUUGAAACAUUCCAUUUACUAGUGGUCUAGAAGUGCCUUUUCACAUUUAAGAUAUUUCACCUUUGUUACAUUUUUCACGAUUUGACAGAAAGAUCAAAUUAUACUAAACCUGUUGAGCCUAUGGCUAGUGAAUGAUGCAAUUGUACUGUAAUCAUGAAAUAGUAAUUAAUUCAAGUCAGUAUUAACACAAAGUAACAUGUUCUAUUGGGCCAGGUUCUCCAUCUGAUUUCGAUCAUUUUGCGUAUUUUCCAGGAAAGGUCAAGGUCAUCACUUGGUCACCAGAGGUCAAAAGUCAGAAAUCUUAAGUUGUAUCCAUCAUCGUGUCCCCAUGACUACAAUGCUAUCUUUUAUCAGGAAAUGAUGAACAAUGUACACCUUAUUUACCAUCGGUCAUUUUUCACUCACAGUAGAGAUCAAUGUCACUGUCAAAGUCAUCAACUAGCCAGAGUCUUGUGAACAAACUACUUCAUGUUCUAGCGGUAAAGACUUAUUGUCUUAGCAAAUUCCUUUAAGAAUAAUAAGAUAGAUGAUUCAUGUUCCAAUUUGGGGGAUUCUUUUAUGCUAUUUGAUUAGCAAAUGAUAAACGUCAAUUCUUCUGAAAAGAAACUUUUGACACUGAUAAAUCAGAAGUUUUACUUUUGACUGUAACCAUGGUAACACAGAUGCCAGUAUGUAUACAUACAUAAUCUAAGACACUGUCUCAAUAUGGUUAUGUUUUGUCUGAUUUCCAGGAAAUGUCAAGUUCAUUUGGAUACAAUUUUCAAUCACCAGUCAUUACUAACAGAGAAGAUGAAUUUCAUAUUUUAAAGACUUCUGAAAUUAAUAAUUCAAGAAUUAUGCUGACCUUAGCUUUCUCAUAUCAUUGUAUGUGAGUAAAUGGUUGGUGACGACCUACAAAGAUUACGUCGGAAAUAUGCAUCUUGUACUGACGAAUGACACUGGUAGUUGAAUUGUGUUCCAAAGAUUUGUUUUGAAUGAGCUCAAUUAAGAAAAGUAUUUUUUGUUUUCAUGAGAUAAAGGUCGCUGAUAUUCUGCAUCAUCCAAUGUAUUGUAUCUCAAUCUUUGAUGAUAAACACCCUCUGUCCAUUUGCCACCAUGGUUUUGUCCUGAGUAAAUGACACAAUGCUAAAAAUAGCCACCCAAUCAAAUUUCUUUGUUCCGUUAUGAUUAAAACAAACAAUCUCAUCAUCUUGUGUUCCAUCUCAAAUAGGGGGGCCCAGUCGUCGCAAUUAACUGUGCAGAGUUGUGUCCCUUGGGAACAUCAGCCCCACGGAUGAUUGUGGGUUCGAUUUCUGGUUCGCCCUGAUUAUGUUCAUAGUUUCUCCUGGGUUUCUCCUAUGAGGUAAACAUCUAAGACCUGUGUUACUUUGAGCUUUUCUCACACAUCAAACUGACACGCUGUAUUAUAACUGGAAUACUGUUCAAAGCAGCAUUAAACACAACUCGCUCACUCCACCUCAAAGACAGUAGGGUCCUGUUGAUAGUGGACAGUCUUCUGAUUUGUUAUUAAGCUGCUUUUGUUAAGACAGUAUCAUGAUAAUUGGCUUGCUCGUGUUAGGCCGCAGUUUUGAAUUUAAGUUGAUGCCAAAAUCUUGUUCAGAAGGGUCAGUUUGAUGAGUUGUUGAAAAUCAAGACUGUGAGCAAGAUAGUUUUUGUUCCCAGUUAGUAGGAGUGAGUGAGUAUGGUUUUACGCCGCUUUUAGCAAUAUUCUAGCAAUAUCACGGCGGGGGACACCAGAAAUGGGCUUCACACAUUGUACCCAUGUCGGGAAUCGAACCCAGGUCUUCGGCGUGACGAGCGAAUGCUUUAACCACUAGGCUACCCGACCGCCCCCAGUUAGUAGGAAGACAGUGUUGGUGACAUCACGACCCAAUCCAGGAAGUGGUGGCAAAUGGAUCUAUCCACAGUAAGAGUCCUAAUAGAGUGGAGAUACAUACACUGGUUAAAGGAGGAUGCCAUGUGCUAUAUGAUACUGUGUCCCUGUGUACAACUGCAGGUAUACGAGGAAGGUGGGGGUAUAGGGGACUUUUUCCUGUUGAAAAUACUGCAAGAUGUCUGAUGUAUAAGUAUUCAGAUUUCUUGCAUACCAAUAUUGAUGAUGCAGUAAGACCUCCUACAUACCAAUAUUGAUGAUGUAGUAAGACCUCCUGCAUACCAAUAUUGAUGAUGUAGUAAGACCUCCUGCAUACCAAUAUUGAUGAUUUUUCUUGCUGCCUUAGAUUUAUCAUCAGAUCUUGUAUGAAGAUAUUGAUGAUGCAGCCAUAGAUUGAUCACCAGUUUGAGCAUGUUGAGAGCUCUUGUAUGUCCAUCCGAAUGAUUUGGUACAGUUUUGUGUUGUUCCCUCUGACUGUCCAGUUGUGUACUGUGUUGAACAACAGGCCCACUCUGUACGCCCUGCAUACAGAGAUACAAAGAUUUAUUUUCCACGAGGAUUGUCCAUGCUAAAUCUCGAAUGGCUGCCUCAAACAUGACAUGUAUAUAUUGAUGUGGUUUAUCAUUGACUUUACAUAUUGUAGUAUACAAGUGUUUUUUGUGUGUGUCCUUCAGAUUAUCACUGUUAUAUGUAAUUAUGUUGUUGUUAUCAUCAUCAUCAUCAUCAUCAUCAUCACCCACAUUCUUGUGUCAAAUUGCUCGGUCGGUAUCAUAUUGCUCCAACUCCGACUCCUGUUUCAGGAUUCGCACAAGGGAACAUCCACCUCAUUAAGAACUGUCGGAAAUAGAAAUAAAUUGAUUUUUGAAAAUGUUUAUCAGCAUGUAUAAAGAUGUUGCAUUCACAGAAAGACAAAGAUUUGUAACAUAUAUACUUCUCAAAACAAGUUAAGGAACCCCCACAAGUGGAAGGUUGUGUGUUGCAAUACCCACCAGCUGUGACAGACUAACUGUAGUCAUAUGAAAAAUGUGGGUGUUCUUUAACUUUUUAUAUUCCUUCUUGGCUUUUGGCCUUAGCCAUCCAAGCAUGACUUGAAAAUCACAUUUAUACUUUAUUUCGCUGAACAUGGAACAAAACAUAGUGUGUUGUGACAAGUCAUCGUUGCCAGGUAAGGCUUUUCUGUGUAAUGCAUCACUGCUCUAGCUCUGACUCGUGUGAGAAUGCAGGUCGGAGCAAGGGCGUGCGACAAAAUUCAAACUCUUUAGGAUUUCAAUUUAGUUCUAUUUCUGACGCUACUUCUGUAUUCUACUCAAAAGAAGUUAAAUAACAUCCGACCAUUUGACAAUAGUUAACCUGUCAUGGCCAUGGAAGAUUAACUAUAGUCAUGAAAAAAAGGGGUUUUCUGUACCUUCUUUUGACUAGUAUGUAAAAGUUUUGACUGUGUGGUUGCCAUUACUAACUAAACAUGUAUAGUAUGCCAGUGUAUUCCAGUUUGAUGACAGCCUCCAAAUUAAUACAUUUCUCUUUUGAAAUAUAUAACUAUUAAGUGGUGAACAAUAUUAUCCAGUUAGGUUCAAAUUUGAUUGUACAUACAUCCUAUUAAUUUGCCUUUCAUUAUUGUUGAUUAAGUAUCAAUAAGAAUAUCUAAACAGUAUGUUCAUCUUGAUUGUGCUGACAGGCUUCAUUGCAGCAACUUCCCAUUUAAGUGAGUGAGUGAGUGAGUUUGAUUUUACGCCGCUUUUAGCAUUAUUCCAGCAAUAUCAUGGCGUGGGACACCAGAAAUGGGCUUCACACAUUAUACCCAUGUCGGGAAUCGAACCCGGUUCUUCGGUGUGACGAGCGAACGCUUUAACAACUAGGUUACCCAACCGCCCCUCCCAUUUAAGACAAUGGCAACAAUAACUUAUGUCUUUCAGGCAUGAAAGAGUAUUUAUGUGUGGCAUCUUUCGGGGCAUUUUAAAGGGGUGUAACUCUUGAAGGCUUUGUUUCAAGUCCUUGUAAAACCAGUUAAAAUUUGGUUUGUUGAAUAAUAGAAAAAAGAAGAGAAAUUCUAUUAUUUAUUUAAAAGACCAGGUUUUUGAAAUUAGAGAUGUUUGUACCAAUAACCUGAUAACCUGGGAGCAUUGCGUUACAGCUGACAACCCGUAAGGUUGCUGUGUCCAAGAGUCUGCCUAUUGGUCAGUGGGACUAUUCCAUUUAACAUGUUAAUAAAACAAUUUUGUUCCCAUUUCCCCAAUUUUUAUUAUAUUUAUCCAUAUACCUGAGAAAUGACCAUCGCUUGUGUCAUGUAGACUUUGAACCUGACUGUGCUAUAGAUGUAUAUAAUUGUCCCUAUAUUGUUUAAUAUUUAUAUAUCAUGGUAUAAAUAUCAGUAUAUUUGUACUUACUAGAGUUUUUUACAAGCAUGUUUAAGUGAAGUUUGAUAUUUUUCCUGUGUAUUGUUUGAUUGAUGACUAUUAUUAUUCACAUUUCAAUGAACAGAAUUGUUAUUCAGAUUCAUAAUGGGUGUGAUGAAUUGUUAUUUAUUUUUAUGAACUGCAUCAAGGUAGAAUGCAGUUGAAUUUUGUUUCACAAGGAUUUGCAUAUCACUCAAUUUUUCUAGCAAAAAAUCAAAAUAUAUUAUUGUUUUAACUUAUUUUGUUUAUGAAUGAAUUGUUUGUAGAUCGAGAGGCCACCUUAGUGAUUAGCCACAAAACCUUUUGAAUGUUUUUUUCUGAUGUACUGUUAGGAUAUAAAUGUUCAUUAAAGUACGCUGAACUUGUCGGGAUCUGAAACAGUAUGGGCAGGAUGUCAGGUGUGUUCACUAGUGGUGUAUUAUUUUGUAUGAAGUGAGCCUUUUCUUCUUCUUUUUCCACUUGAUCCAUAGGUCUUCAGCAACGCAUGCUAUCCAUAAAAGGCGACUGUGUUUGUCGUAAGAGGCGACCAACAGGUUCGAGUGGUCAGGCUUGCUGACUGUUGAUGCAUGACAACGAUCCUAAUCGCGUGGAUCAAUGCUCGUUAUGUCAAUCACUGGAUUGACAAGUCCAGACUCAAUUAUCAACAGAUGAUAUUGCUGAAAUAUUGCUGAAUGUGACAUUGAAUAACAAACAAACACAUAAGGAAUCAUUAUCUUAGGAUUUAAAAUUACAUGUUUGUCUCAAACUAUAGAUAACUCCAUAUUUUGAUGGCCAUCAAGGCUUUGAGUGAACAAUGUUUUGCUGUAUUGUUGAGCAUGUAUAAGGGCAAGAGACAUAUCUUGAUGAUGAUGUUGGAGAUUUAAUGAGCUGCUGUCAGAUUGACUAUUUUCAGUAUGAAUGAAUAUUCAGUACACAGAUAAACA
Haliotis rufescens (red abalone) is the source of this 8743-nucleotide messenger RNA. RefSeq names its product interleukin-17 receptor D-like. The record is from RefSeq and is a predicted model, not a curated record. Gene Ontology annotation, molecular function: interleukin-17 receptor activity. Bases 485 to 2203 code for a protein of 572 amino acids. The transcript is spliced from 5 exons. NCBI's taxonomy places the organism in Eukaryota, Metazoa, Mollusca, Gastropoda, Lepetellida, Haliotidae.